CUGGCUUGCCUUUUGCAAUUCUCAGUUCACGGCGUAUCCCCUUCCAGAGAGGAGUUUUCUGUAGUGAUGAAUCCAUCCGGUAUCCAUACAAAGAGGACACCAUUUCCUAUAAGUUGUUAGCAGGAAUAAUUAUUCCUUUCAGUAUUAUUGUUAUAAUCCUAGGAGAGACUCUCUCGGUCUUUUAUAAUAAUUUGCACUCAAAUUCGUUUGUCAGAAAUAACUACAUAGCCACUAUUUACAAAGCCAUUGGGACCUUCAUAUUUGGAGCAGCUGCUAGCCAGUCGUUGACAGACAUUGCCAAGUACUCCAUAGGUAGACUGCGUCCUCACUUCAUUGCUGUGUGCCAGCCCGACUGGACACGGAUCAACUGCAGUCUAGGUUACAUUGAGAACUUCUCUUGUCAUGGAGACAAAGCAAAAAUCAACGAGGGAAGGCUAUCGUUUUACUCUGGCCAUUCUUCAUUCUCCAUGUACUGCAUGCUCUUCCUAGCACUUUACCUUCAGGCCAGAAUGAAAGGAGACUGGGCAAGACUUGUACGUCCUACUAUACAAUUUGGUCUCAUUUCUGCAUCUAUCUACGUGGGUCUCUCACGUGUGUCUGACUACAAGCAUCACUGGAGUGAUGUUUUAACAGGACUCAUCCAGGGAGCAGUGGUAGCUGUGCUCAUUGUUAUGUAUGUGUCUGACUUCUUCAAAGUGAGGGGAUGUACAUUUCAACCCAAAGAAGAUUCCCAUACAACCCUGCAUGAGACUCCAACAAAUGGAAAUCACUUCGGCAGCAAUCAUCAGCCAUGAAAAAUGAAUGACCCACCUCACCUGUCUUGCUCUGAAAGAAAACAAUUUCACAAGUCUAACUAUGUAAAUGCCUUUAAGGGACUGCUGCUGCUCUUGGAUGCUCACUUUACCUGUAUAUAGUAACAUCUACCACAGUUAUUGUAUAUCUACACUUUACAUUUCUGUUGGUUCAAGCUUUUGCUUAAAAGAAAAAAGCUAUUCAAAUUGUAAAUUUUUAUUGAAAUCCAGUAACAAGUUAUAUUACAUACACUGCUGUUUGUACAUGCCUUGUUGAAACAACUGUGGUUUAAGUACACACCAUUAAAGGAAAUUACUUGAGAGA
Molecule: messenger RNA, 1116 nt
Organism: Acanthisitta chloris (rifleman)
Lineage: Eukaryota; Metazoa; Chordata; Aves; Passeriformes; Acanthisittidae
Gene: PLPP1
Product: phosphatidic acid phosphatase type 2A
Exons: 5
Biological process (GO): phospholipid dephosphorylation; signal transduction; phospholipid metabolic process
Molecular function (GO): phosphatidate phosphatase activity
Source: RefSeq, a predicted model, not a curated record